This is a messenger RNA of Pimephales promelas (fathead minnow), 2508 nucleotides long. RefSeq names its product inositol-tetrakisphosphate 1-kinase b (gene itpk1b). Gene Ontology annotation, cellular component: cytoplasm. Gene Ontology annotation, biological process: inositol trisphosphate metabolic process. Gene Ontology annotation, molecular function: inositol-1,3,4-trisphosphate 5-kinase activity; magnesium ion binding; inositol-1,3,4-trisphosphate 6-kinase activity. The record is from RefSeq and is a predicted model, not a curated record. NCBI's taxonomy places the organism in Eukaryota, Metazoa, Chordata, Actinopteri, Cypriniformes, Leuciscidae.
GCAGCAGUAAACCUCCUGUCAUGCUUUAGGAGGAACACACACACACACACACACGCUAGCUGGACUGAACUGAGCCCAGCCCCACCUCAGGAGGAGGCAGUGCUCGCUCUCUAGGUGUCUGGACUGAGAGCUGAACGCAUUUGAUUCAUCUGAUCAUCUUCGAGAGCCUUUAAUUCUCAGUCUCAGCGACAGACAGACAACAACACGAGUCAUGGAGACCAGACUGUCCUCCAGCUAGCUAACUGCUAUCCACCCGGAGUCCGAAAACAUGCGCUAGACAGGGCUGUAUAAGAAGACUCCUGUUUCCUGUUUUCACUGGAGUGGCACUACGGUCACAUCUGGCCAUCCGCAGCUGAAAUGCAGACUUUCCUGAGAGGCAGACGAGUGGGCUAUUGGCUCAGCGAGAAGAAGAUGAAGAAACUCAAUUUCCUGGCCUUUGCAGAGAUGUGCAGGAAAAGAGGGAUAGAUGUUGUACAGCUUGACCUGAGUCAGCCAUUAGAGGAGCAGGGUCCCCUGGAUGUCAUCAUUCACAAGCUGACGGACCUGAUCCUGGAGGCGGACCAGAAUGACACCCAGUCGCUGCUGCUGGUCCAGCGUGUGCAGGAUUACAUUGACGCUCACCCAGAGACCAUUAUUCUUGACCCACUUCCAGCCAUCCGAACUCUGCUGGAUCGCUGCAGGUCCUACCAGCUGGUGCACAGGAUCGAGGACUGUAUGAGAGAUUUGAGGAUCUGUUCUCCUCCGUUUAUGGUGCUGAACAGUGAGUGUGGCCCAGACACACUGCAGCAGAUCGAGCGGCACGGCCUUACAUUCCCUUUCAUUUGCAAAACACGGGUUGCUCACGGAACUAACUCUCAUGAGAUGGCUAUAAUAUUCAACGCCGAGGACCUAAAGGAUGUGAAGCCCCCGUGUGUCAUUCAGAGUUUUAUUAACCACAAUGCCGUGCUGUAUAAGGUGUUUGUGGUGGGAGAAUCGCACUCUGUGGUGGAGAGACCAUCACUCAAGAACUUCCCUUCUGGACCGUCUGACAGAAAAGCGAUUUUCUUCAAUAGCCACAAUGUGUCCAAGCCAGAGUCGUCCUCUGACCUCACAUCUAGAGAUAAUGUAGAAGGGGUUUCCCAGCCCCCGAAUGAUGAUGUCAUCAGGGAACUGUGUAAAUCUCUACGGGAAGCUCUCGGGGUUUCGCUCUUCGGGAUCGACGUCAUCAUCAACAACCAGACGGGCCAACAUGCAGUCAUUGACAUCAAUGCAUUCCCUGGAUAUGAGGGUGUUCCUGAGUUCUUCAAUGACCUCCUCAACCACAUCAUCAGCGUCCUCCAAGACCACGCCUCCAAUGAGCCCUCGGCCCCGCCCCCGUCCGGCCAGCUGCCCGCUUUAGGAGUCCCCACCCCGGAGUGCUGUGGCAUGCUGGGUAAGGAGUCGGACAGCAGCCCCUGGAUCGUGGAGGGGGACGGGGGUCUGAAAGGCCCUCGUCAGAGACUGGGCUGCAACACGGCCAUGUCCCCCAACUUCCAACAGCACUGCGUGUCCGCGAUAGCCACUAAAGCCUCGUCGCAAUGACUACCCCGUCCCACGCCAUCCUUCCCUGAACAAAUUGUGAAGACAGAGUGAAUAAUAUACAGUAACAAUAAUAACUAUUAUACUGAUAAAAUAUAUCUGUAAUCAAAAAUAAACUAUAUUGGGAAUCAUAAUGACGUUGAUAAAGGGCAUUGAAUUCUAUCUUCUAUGCCUUUUUGCAUACGUUUUUUUUUUUUUUUUUUUUAUUAAUUAAAUUUUUUUAGUCUAACAACUCAGUACUGUAAUGUGAACAUUUGGGGAAUCAACAUAGAUUUGCAUCUAAAUCAGUUUUAAUUUGAAUCACAGUGGAUGUUGGAUAUUUAAGGUUUCUGAAGCUUUUCUUUUGUUGGCGAUGGAAAAAAAUAACUGAUAACUGAGAACAAAAACACACCCAAUAAUCUAACAACCAGGACACCUAAAAUGUCUUUGUGCUCUGUAUUUAGUGGCAAUCCUAUAUUGUGAUGAUCCACAGUGUAUAUCUUUGUGCAGCGUCUGCAAAUCUGCUCCGUAAGCCGAAUGAAGGCCCGGCGCGCAGCUCUUGUAGACCGUGUGCCACAGUGUUUGAUCUUGUGACACUCCGUAAUCUUUCCACAAUGCUCCCGAAGACUUUCAUCAUCCUUCCAUGAACAUUGUGACACCUGACAUUUUCCAUGUGCAUUUCAACCCAUCAUUUCAUGAGAUGUUAUAUGAAGUGGGAGAAAAUUCGAGUAAUGAAUUUCCAGGCGAACCGUGUCAAGUACAAUUAAAGAGAUGGUUCACCCCAAAAAUAUUUAUCAUCAAUUACUCACCCUCAAGUUGUUCCAAUCAUGUAUGAGUUUAUUUUUUCUGCUAAACCAAAAAUAUGAUAUUUUAAAGAAUGUUGGUAAUUGGGGUUGGUCAUUUUUACGUCUAUGGAAGUCAAUGGCUACAAUUACUAUGGUUACCAACAUUCUUUAAAGGAGUAGUUCACUU